AAAAUAUAAACUGGCCAACAAACCAAGAGUUUGUCUCAACAGUUUUCUCACCCUCUAUUCUUACCAGAAACUCUUGUCCAUUCAACAUUCUAAACUGCAAGAUUAAUUCAAUCUCUCCUUAUUAAUCUCAGGGGUAAAAAAAAAUCUAAAAGAGGUACAUGAGGAACAUUGUAGUUCUGGGGAUGGUCACUUUCAAUCUAGGUCUUGUCAUCGGGUUAGUAAUGAUGUCUCAUUUCCUUAACAAAAGUGAAGCCCAAAAUUUCAGACACCAAAACUGCCUUGGUUUAAGCAGAUCAAGUUGUGAUCUUUAUUCAGGAUCAUGGGUGAUGGAUCCUUCCUAUCCUCUGUAUGAUCCCAAAAGCUGCCCUUUUAUUCUGAAUCAAUUUGAUUGUCUAGCCAAUGGAAGAUCAGACAGAGAGUAUUUACAGUAUAGAUGGCAGCCCAGAAACUGCAACUUAACAAGGUGGGAUGGCGAAGAAUUCGUGAGCAAAUUUGCUGGGAAACGAAUUAUGUUUGUUGGAGAUUCAUUGAGCUUAAAUCAGUUUCAAUCGCUGGCUUGCAUGCUUCAUAAUGCAAUACCAAAUGCUCGCUACACCUUAAAAAGGAAAGGCUCAAUUUCCACAUUCAGAAUUCCGAUAUUGAAUCUAUCUCUCAAAAUCGAUCGAAAUGCACUACUUGUGGAUGUGGUGAAGGAGAACAACACGCGAGUUCUAAGACUUGACUCCAUCAAAGGUGCAGCCAGUAGAUGGAUUGGAAACGAUGUUCUCAUUUUUGAUACCUGGCAUUGGUGGCUAUACACUGGAAGAAAACAACAAUGGGAUUUUAUUCAAUACGGAUUGGCUAUAGAAAGAGACAUGGAUCGAGUGUUAGCCUACAGAAGAGGCCUAAUGACAUGGGCUGACUGGAUAGACAGAAAUAUCGACACCAACAAAAUUAAGGUCUUUUUUCAGGAUGUUUCCCCUGACCAUCUUAAUUCAAGUGAAUGGGGCGAGCCAAACGCACCAAGUUGCGGCCAAGCAAAACGGCCAAUAAUUGCCGGAAAAUACGCCGGACCUGGGCAUCCGGCGAGCCAAGUGGUAAAUGAGAUCGUGAAAUACAUGAAGAACAAAGUUGAAGUCCUGAGAAUCACCCAACUUUCACAACUUAGAGUUGAUGGGCACCCAUCCAUAUAUGGAAACUCCAAGCACAGAGGCAUGGAUUGUACUCAUUGGUGUCUUCCAGGAGUUCCUGAUACCUGGAACCUCUUAUUGUUUUCUGCCCUUUGAUGAGUUUCUUCUUCUUUUUUUUUUCUUUUUUUAAUCAGUCUAUGUUCGAAAUUCUACGAAUUUUAGCGAAUUUCAUCAGUUUUAGUUGUUACUUUUAGGGGAACUGUACUUUUUAAACAUUGUUAACAAAUAGAGAAGAAUUUUGAACGAAAACCAUGAGUUUGAAUUGGGAAAUAGAGC
Messenger RNA from Oldenlandia corymbosa var. corymbosa, 1445 nucleotides. NCBI's taxonomy places the organism in Eukaryota, Viridiplantae, Streptophyta, Magnoliopsida, Gentianales, Rubiaceae. The record is from the annotation of a GenBank genome assembly.